Messenger RNA from Lathyrus oleraceus (garden pea), 681 nucleotides. Its product is annotated as formate dehydrogenase 1, mitochondrial-like. The coding region runs from base 1 to 681 and encodes 226 amino acids. The transcript is spliced from 4 exons. The record is from RefSeq and is a predicted model, not a curated record. Gene Ontology annotation, molecular function: formate dehydrogenase (NAD+) activity; NAD binding. NCBI's taxonomy places the organism in Eukaryota, Viridiplantae, Streptophyta, Magnoliopsida, Fabales, Fabaceae. Gene Ontology annotation, cellular component: mitochondrion; chloroplast.
AUGUCUGAUUUUGAAAAAUUCGUUAGUAUAUUUGAAAAUUCGGUUAAACUUGGUUUUUUUUUGAAAAAUCAUGGUACUUUGAGUCAUUCGGUUGCAAAUUUAGGUUCUUUAGUUGAUAUCAGAUUGGAGGGUAGUCAUACCAAUGGCGUAGUGCCUAGUAAUUGGACCAGUUUGAUGAAUAUGAAAUUAAUUAGUUCUGAUCACAUUGAUCUCAAUGCUGCGGCUGCUGCUGGUUUAACCGUCGCAGAGGUCACAGGAAGCAACACAAUAUCUGUUGCUGAGGAUGAGCUCAUGAGAAUUCUCAUUCUGGUGAGGAAUUUUGUGCCUGGUUACCAUCAGUCUAUUACAGGAGAAUGGGAUGUUGCUGGCAUUGCACAUAGAGCCUAUGAUCUUGAAGGAAAGACGAUAGGAACGGUGGGUGCUGGACGAAUCGGGAAGCUUUUACUCCAAAGGCUGAAACCUUUUAACUGUAACCUUUUUUAUCAUGAUAGACUUAAGAUGGAGCCUAAAUUGGAGAAAGAAAUUGGAGCUAAGUUUGAAGAGGACCUCGAUACAAUGCUUCCAAAGUGCGAUGUAAUUGCUCCAACAAAGUUACCAGAUACAGAGAGAUGGUUAGAGGGAUUUGCAACCUUAACAUUGCUCAAAUGCUUUCUGCAGAAUGAAAAGCCAGGAAGUGAAUGA